AUGGAAAGGUUUUCCCAAAAAGAGAACAGCAGCAUUCUUUUAGGAUAUACUAACAGUUUACGGAGGUCUUCACUCAAUUAUUCUGGGUCUUCUUCACCUAAAACAUCUUUCAGAAACUCCUCCGAUGAAGAUUUCCAAGAUGUUUUUGGUGGUCCUCCCAGGAGGUUUUCUAUGCCGGAUGUAAGGCACAGCAACUUCAGCGAUGAGUGUAGAGAUAGUAAUGAACAACCCUUGAUUGGUUCGGGUGAAAAACCAGUUUUUGGUGAUGAGGUAGUGAGCCGGAGACGGUACCAUAGCUCCUCCGAUUUCUUUGACGACAUAUUUGGAGGCGAUUCGUCAGUUACUUCUACUCCGAAAAAACAAGGACGGGAGUACCCUUUUCCUUCUUCUCCAAGUUCCCGGGUUCUUAGUCCUCUCCCACCUAGAGCUGAGCCUUUUGGAACUUCUUCGUCUCUUUCUCAAUUCAGUCUUCCUCCAAAUACAAUCAAAGGAGUGGAGCUUCCAACCUUUGGUCCCCCUACUCGUAGUCUACUUAAAUUGAAUGAUGAUGCUUCUCUUCCUGGAUCUUCAAAGGAAGCUAUCCAAGGCACUGAGGUGUCCUCAAACUUGGUUAAGCCUGAUCAAAUCGAUAAAGGAGCCACUUUGAAAAAGGAUUCAGGAAAGUCCAGUAGUAAUAGUGGAAGUGGACACUUUCAUUUUUCGAUAUAUAAGUGGGCAGGUAAAGGGGUUCCAUUUGACAUACCUUUUAAUGGUAGAAGAAGUUCAAGGUUGAAAGAAAUGACCAAAUCUGAUGAGCCACCCUUAAGAACAGAUGAACACAGUAUUUCAAAGAAUGAAGUUCAAGUUCAAUCCAACAAACAAGAAUAUGAAUCAACUCUUGAUGAAAUCACAGCAGAUAAAGUUGAUGAUUCAGUGAUUCAUCCAGUACCUCAAAGAAUAAUGGGAGAUGUUUCAGAAGACAAAUCAGAGAAAGGAAUCUCUACUCACCAGCCUGAGAUGAAACCUAUUAGUUCUCUGCUAUUUGACAAUGAUUUUGAAAGAGACACAACCAAUGUUGAGAGAGCUAAAAUGAGUGGUGGCCAAGUGAAGGGAAACGAGGCGAAAAGCUCAAAAGCUUCGUCUCCAGUAGUUGGCAAUAGUAAAACUGUAAAGAAUCAGGGACGGUUAGAUAUUUCCGGGAUCAAUUCAGAAGUGGAUAGUGCGAGUUUCUUCCAAAGUUCACCGAAGAAAUCAAAAGAGAGUUAUGGGAGAAACAAAGUCAAGGGAAGGGUGAAAGAUUUCGUUAAAAUGUUCAACCAAGAAACUCCAUCAAAACCCAAAGAUGGAUUAUCAUUUAGAAGCCAGAGUUGUAAAUGGAACAAUAAAUUCAAUUUUGAAGUUGAAACAAGUAUUAACACAGCUGUAGCUGAUGAAAAAUUGAAGAUGCAUGAGUUGAGUGAGGAUCUGAAGCACUCAGCAAAACCAUAUGCUUCUACACCGGGGAGCCCAAACCAAGCCACUAGCACUGGUUCAUUCCCAGAUAACUUUAAUGUUAAAGCCGACGAAUCAGAUGAGCCUUUCCACGAGAACUUCCAGAUAAAAGAAUUACCCCAAACUGUGAAUGACAACCUGGAAGUGGAAACUGGCCCAAACAAUCAAGAAAUCCAGGAAGUUGAGACUAAGAUUCGAGAGUGGACAAGAGGUAAAGAAGGGAACAUUCGUUCACUACUUUCGACUUUACAAUACGUGCUUUGGGCUGAGAGUGGGUGGAAACCAGUUCCUCUUGUAGAUAUUAUUGAAGGGAAUGCCGUGAAAAGAUCAUAUCAAAAGGCUUUACUUUGUUUGCACCCAGAUAAGCUACAGCAAAAGGGUGCUGCAACUCACCAAAAAUACAUUGCAGAAAAGGUUUUCGAUAUUUUACAGGUACCUUCCUACCAAGUACUACUAUCAUUUUUCACAACCCAGUUCGCUAAUUCGUAUAUUGUGUAUAUAUUUUCUUAUAAUUUGAUACAGGAGGCAUGGAAUUACUUCAACUCAUUGGCUUCAGUGUGAGCUAGCUAGAAAAUCUACAUUGGUUAUGUACAUACAUAUAUACAUUGGUUAAAACUCGAUUGGUUUAAAGAAAGGCUUGGAAUUUCUGUGUUUGUAAUUGUAAUGUUAUCUUGUAUACCAGGAAAAGGUGAAUUUAUUGAAGGAGUCUGGAGCAUUUGUUUUAGUUGUAUCUUGACUACUUUCUUUGAAUAAAGUGUAUAAAUGGUUUUGUUGCA
This is a messenger RNA of Cannabis sativa, 2246 nucleotides long. Its product is annotated as J domain-containing protein required for chloroplast accumulation response 1. Bases 1 to 2031 code for a protein of 676 amino acids. Gene Ontology annotation, molecular function: clathrin binding. Gene Ontology annotation, biological process: clathrin-dependent endocytosis; clathrin coat disassembly. Lineage: Eukaryota; Viridiplantae; Streptophyta; Magnoliopsida; Rosales; Cannabaceae. The transcript has 9 exons. Gene Ontology annotation, cellular component: vesicle; cytoplasm; intracellular membrane-bounded organelle. The record is from RefSeq and is a predicted model, not a curated record.